GGGGCUUCUCGGAGGAGCAGUUUGGGGCCGCCUGCCGGGAGCUGGACCAGCCGGCGCCGGCCGCGGCGGGGCCCUGGCAGCUCCUGGUGGAGACCAUGGGCGUGCGGAUCUACCGGCUGUACCACGAGCCGCGGGUUCCCCGCACAGGCCUGGGCUCGGUUUCUUCAGGCUCGCAGAAAGCAGCUUUCCUGGUAAUGCCAUUAAGUGCUGAUGGGAAAGCUGCUGGGCCGCAGUGACCCCGCGGAACCGAGCUUGUGAGCAGCUGGGCGGGGAAUUGCCGGGUGUUCGAUGUGCCACCCUCCCGAGCCCCUCGGAGGGGGUUUGUGGUCACGGUGUCCCUGAACAUCUGCUCCCGAGCCCCGCCCGUGUCAGAGCAUCCUCUCUCCAGGAGCCCUCCCCUUCCUCCCUGCCUCCAGAACUCCCUUCAUUGAUUCUCCACCCUUUGCCCUCUAAAAUCAGGAGGUAGUUCAGAAAGGGUUGGAAUUAAAUUCUUCCCUUUUUGGGUGACUAACUUCUUUAAAGAACUUCCGUAGUUUAGGAACUGAUGUGUGAUUGACAGUGUUUCCAUUUUGACACAGAUUGAUUAUUCAAUACUGACUUCUAAAUCCGUAUAUAAAUACCCUGUUUUUUUAACUGAGUGAUCAUAGUUUCCUCUCAGCUCCUUCUGGACUUCAUGCUGUUCUUUGCAUGACAAUUUUGUGUUUGUAUUCUGAGAAGUCAUUUCAGACAUGGUGAUGUUGGAAAAAACCAGCAAGCAUAGAGGGCUGUGCUAAAGUCACAAUGGGGUGGGGAAGGACUCUUUAAAGAACCAUCACUUCACAGACCUUGGAAUUUUCUUUAGUGAAAAUAAACAUCACUGUUUCCAGUGUGGAUGUGGUGACUGGCAAUGGCAAGAUGAGCUCAUCAGUGGGUGCACACAGCCUGGGUGAGGCUGGGGUGCCUGCCAGGUAUCCAUGCGAGAAUCAGUGAGUUGAUGCAGUUCAGGGUGCUGGGGGUGUUCCUGCAGGAGUGGAUGAAGUAGAGGCUUUAGGAUCAGAGCUCAACCCAGACCUGUAAAUGCAUUAUGCAGUGCAUGAAGGCAAAGGAACUUUGGGAAGCUGGAGGCUGGAUUUAGCCAGGCACAUGGGAUCAGGGAAGCCAUGGUUUAUUGCAGUGGCUGUGCUGCUGUUGUAUGAACGAAGCUGGUGAGAUGGAAAGUAUCUCAGGCUUCUCUUCCUCAUCCUCUUGUGCUUUUAUACAGAAGGACUGUAGAGCUAAAGAACUAUUUGAAACAAAAAAAUACUAUUUACAGGUGUCUGUCAUUUUUAAUGUAGUGUGCCCCUAGAUUGGGCUGGAUGAACAGACUACAUAGGAUGCAAGGGACCUUUUCAAGUCCAAUCUUAUGACUCUUCUGGGAAAUAAAUCUCCUGUUUUAUCUUUCAGUUGCUUCAGAUUGCUGCAAGAGAAGAUGAAGUCUAGAAGUAGGGUCUUUGUUUAAAGUUGUUACUGGAAAAAUUAGCUUUUGGCACUUGCUGAACUGCAGCUCCCCUGUAGCAACAGUAGUCCAGGAAGCUGAAAGCAGCAAUUAUUCUUCCUGUUGCCUUCUCUUUUUGCCUUGCCUUUCCACCUUCUCUGCAGGCUGCAGAAAUAGAUCUGGGCCUUCCUGUUCAGUGCUGCUUUCCAGCCAAGCUGAUUGACUCUCCUGAUGACACAUCUCAGAAAAACAAACAUGUCACUCUUAUUUUUAACUUUCUUACUGUAAAAUGCUGUUUUUCUCGUGAGAAUAAAAAUGUUGAUGCCUCUUAGAAAGAUGAUGAGUGCAUGGGGUUACACAGAUGCUGAAUAGUUCAGGUUUGAAGCUAGUGAUUGGUCCUUCAGUGAAGCCAAAAUGAAGAUGAGUAGCUUAAGCUUCUUGCUCACAUUACUGUUUUCUGGUACUUCAAAUCCUCAUCUUCUGGAGUUGAUUUGUGAAGCAAUCAGGACUUUAUGAAUAUAAAAUCUUUGGUGGUCUUGCUGACGUUCCCCCAAAAUUGUGUGCAGAUGUCUACAUGGACUUGGAUUUCAGAAAAGAGUGGGAUCAGUAUGUUAAAGAACUGUAUGAGGAAACAUAUGAUGGUGAAAAAGUAAUCUACUGGGAAGUGAAGUACCCUUUUCCUCUCUCAAACAGAGAUUAUGUGUAUAUCCGGGAAUGCCGGGAGAUGGAUGUGCAUGGCAGGAAGAUCUGGGUUGUGUUAGCAAAAAGUGUGGCUGUUCCUCAGUGCCCUGAGAAGCCUGGUAUUAUCAGAGUGAAGAGCUAUAAACAAAGCCUGGUAAUUGAAAGUGAUGGCAAGGCUGGAUGUAAAGUCUAUAUGUACUAUUUUGAUAAUCCUGGUGGCAUGAUUCCAACCUGGCUGGUCAACUGGGCUGCCAAGAGUGGUGUGCCUGCUUUCUUGAAGGAUAUACAAAAAGCUUGCCUUAAUUAUUCUAAGAGUACAAAUUUAUCUUAAUCAUUUAAUUCCUAGAUCUCUUACAUGAGCAGAUGUUAUAUAUCACACUGGAUAAAGUCUACCUCUAAUAUUGGAAAGAAUGAAAGAAUUUUAUUUUAGUUGAUUUAUGCCUUGAGUUUUAUUAGAUUUUUUUCUACUGAAGAGCUGGCAAAGUAGCACCAAUAUCAGCUGCAGCUUUUGAAAGUACUCAAGUUUAGCCUUGUUCCCCAUGCUUUGCUUAUGCUGGUUGUCAGGUGUCAGCUAGAGGAGUUCUGUGCUGGGUAUGUUACAUCUUUGCAAAAGAGACAACAAUCUUCCUAGAAAAAUAUCUGAACUUGCACUGCAGAUUAUCUGCAUGUGUUAUGCCUGGAUUUGCUUUUGCUACCCAAGUUUGACAUUCUUAAACUCUCUGCCUGAUAUAAACCUGAAAAAUGCUGAGGGAUGAGGUAAAUUACUCGAAAUGUGCAGUAGGAAGUCUGUGAUGCUAAGGUCCCUUAAAUCCAGAUGUAAAAAGAUCAAGCCUAAAGCCUUGCAUUCACAGCUCUAUACUUCUGUAUGAAAUGUAAAAACCUUUAGCUGUGUCCAGCUAGAAGAAAAAGGAGCUGCAAAAUACUUCUUGCAUGUCUGAUUUAAGGGGAACAAGUUUUAUCUUCAGAGUCAGUAAUCUUACCUAUAAAGCAGCUUGGAUACCAACUUGAAACUGGAGGUAAUUUUAAACCAGGUGCCUGCCACCGAAUGUGGAUGAGCUUGGUGUGGAACUUGGGCUUGCUUGCAUUUUUAAAUUUCAUGCUGAUAUAAAGACUGGAUAUAAAAGCUUAACUGAGCAGGAAAUUAAAUUUCCAGCACCUUUUCUGGGGGGGUGGGGGGGUGGGGAGGAGGGACAGGGAGUGCAUAAAAGAAUGAGAGAACAUAAUUCUCAGGGAUUUAAAAUAUUCAACAUUUUUCCUAAAUCUAAUUCUGUUUCUGAAUAAGUCUGGUAAUGGAGUAGGUUUGUGUUGUUAAAAAACAAACAAUUGAAAUGACGCCUUUACACCUUGUGUGAAUAUUUCCAAUAAAUCAUUAUUUUG
This is a messenger RNA of Pyrgilauda ruficollis (rufous-necked snowfinch), 3511 nucleotides long. It is a transcript of the gene PCTP, whose product is annotated as phosphatidylcholine transfer protein. The record is from RefSeq and is a predicted model, not a curated record. The transcript has 7 exons. NCBI's taxonomy places the organism in Eukaryota, Metazoa, Chordata, Aves, Passeriformes, Passeridae. Gene Ontology annotation, molecular function: phosphatidylcholine binding; phosphatidylcholine intramembrane carrier activity. Bases 2028 to 2465 code for a protein of 145 amino acids.